GAUUUGCGUUGUGAGUUGUAAUGUUAACACUAGACAGAACUAAUGAUCCCAGUGAGCCAUGUGGUACACUACCUAUCAAAUUAGCCUAUACCUCUGAAUGCCAAGCAUUCCAUUUCCAUGUAUGAUACACAUACUAAUUAUAAAAUAAAUUAAAAAAAGCGAGUGACUCACACGAUAAUUGCUGGAGACGAGCAUCGACCCACACCAUCCACUCCAGCUGUGCGUAAAAGGAGCGCUGUGGCACAAUGGCGCAUCAUCAGGCAGUGCGCGCUGUCCUUCUCUCUUUCAGCAUCUAAAAUAAUCCAGCAGAAAGGUGUAGACAUACCGGCACACACAUAUUUACACAUAAAACAUUCAUCUUUUUAUUUUUACGCAGGUACAUUUAAGGGGGAUUACGCACGGUGUACACUGAUGGAGCUCGUGAAACUUGUCCUAAUAGUUGCGCUGCUUCUGACAAAUGUUUUCUCUCAAGAACUGGAUGUUGACAACUGGAGAGAAGGCAUCGAAAAGGACACAUGGCCAAAUGCUGAUGUAAUUCAAGAUAUUUUAGUGAGAAUGACCAGAAAACCAGGACCACGCCAAUAUCUCGGACUAAUGGGGAAGAAAGACUCCGCAAAAACGCAGACAGCACGUAAACGGCAUAGAUUUCAAACCUUUGUGGGUCUGAUGGGUAAAAGGAGCUUUGAGGAUCAAGGUGAGAUUCUUCCAACAGUGACACCCAGUACACUGAAGGGCAAUUUGGGUGAAAUCCUGCGUGGUAACCGCUGACUUCCUCCCAGAGAGCAGCACAGAAGAUUGAGGAUCUGCGUUUGUCUUCUCGCUUUGUUUAAUUUCAGACUGACAUGUUUUUCUUGAAUUUGGUCUGUCAUAGUUUUAUUAAAAAUGUCACAUUUAACAGUCGAGUUUGACACAGUUGUUAUUGAUAAGAUUCCUUUUAGGCAAACAGCACCAUCUCGUGUUCAAAUAAAAGAGAAAACGUACAAUGUAUGACUAAAAUAAAGUAAAUAGUCAUAUUUAAAUAACGUUUCAUGUAAAAAAAAAAAAAAAUAUAUUGGUAUUUUAUUGAUAAAAUACCAAAGUAUUACCACCUAACCAGAAAUUGUCCACAACAGUUUUCAUAACAAACCCAUCUCACUCCUCAAUAUCAUCACAGGUUUAUUAAGUGACUUUGUACAAUACAAAUG
Molecule: messenger RNA, 1184 nt
Organism: Etheostoma spectabile (orangethroat darter)
Lineage: Eukaryota; Metazoa; Chordata; Actinopteri; Perciformes; Percidae
Product: protachykinin
Exons: 4
Coding region: 412-768 (118 amino acids)
Biological process (GO): tachykinin receptor signaling pathway
Source: RefSeq, a predicted model, not a curated record